Molecule: messenger RNA, 4149 nt
Organism: Lecanosticta acicola
Lineage: Eukaryota; Fungi; Ascomycota; Dothideomycetes; Mycosphaerellales; Mycosphaerellaceae
Source: the annotation of a GenBank genome assembly
AUGGCAGUCGACAACCCCAUCCCCAAUGGCACAUCCCAUCCGAGUGCAACAGACCGCGGCAUCCGCAUCGCCAUCGACCGCGGCGGCACCUUCACAGACUGCGUCGGCAACCCAGGCACAGGCAAGAUGGAAGACGACGUCCUCAUCAAGCUCCUCUCCGUCGACCCCUCCAACUACGAAGACGCACCCCUAGAAGGCAUCCGCCGCCUCCUCUCCAAGUUCUCUGGCAAAGACAUCCCCCGCGGCGAACCUCUAGACACGAGUAAGAUUGAGAGUAUACGAAUGGGCACCACGGUUGCCACCAACGCCUUGUUGGAGAGGAAAGGGGAAGAUAUAGCCAUGGUUGUGACCAAGGGGUUUAAAGAUUGUCUGGAGAUAGGGAAUCAGAGCCGGCCGAAUAUUUUUGAUUUGGCGAUUCGGAAGCCGGAGGUACUGUAUAAGAAGGUGGUGGAGAUUGAAGAGAGAGUGACGUUGGAGGACUAUGCUGAGGAUCCGGAACGACAUGUCACCGAGGCGAAGACGCUUGAAGAGGCAGAUGAGGGGGCUGAGCUUGUUAGAGGCUUGAGUGGAGAAGCCGUGCGGAUACUGCGGAGACCCAAGGAAGAACAAAUACGGAGACAGCUGCAAGAGGUGUAUGAUUCGGGAUUGAGGAGUAUUGCGGUGUGUCUGAUGCAUGGGUAUACGUAUCCUCACCAUGAGGCGCUGGUGGGAAAGAUUGCAAGGGACAUUGGGUUUGAGCAUGUCUCGCUGUCUCAUGAGCUCAUGCCUAUGAUUAAGCUAGUACCGAGAGCAACAUCGGCCUGUGCAGACGCAUAUCUCACUCCCGCAAUACGAAAGUACAUUGAUGGAUUUCAGGCUGGAUUCGAGGGCGGUCUGGGUUCAGAGAGCGUUAAGAAAGAGUCGGGUGCCAGAGGUGCAAGAUGCGAGUUCAUGCAGUCAGAUGGCGGCCUGGUAGACGUGGACAUCUUUUCCGGACUGCGAGCUAUUCUGUCGGGUCCUGCAGGCGGAGUGGUAGGCUACGCUCUCACCAGCUAUGACCCAGAAACCAAAAUUCCAGUGAUUGGAUUUGACAUGGGCGGUACGAGUACAGAUGUGAGCAGAUAUGGCAGUGGAAGGUACGAUCACGUGUUCGAAACGACUACAGCUGGCGUUACCAUCCAGAGUCCCCAGCUGGAUAUCAACACAGUUGCUGCCGGGGGUGGAUCACGACUCUUCUUCCGUAAUGGCCUUUUCGUCGUAGGACCUGAAAGCGCAGGCGCCCAUCCUGGCCCUGCUUGCUAUCGAAAGGACGGCCCGCUCACCAUCACAGAUGCAAACUUGUACCUAGGACGGUUACUACCCGACUUCUUUCCCAAGAUUUUCGGCAAGAACGAAGAUGAGGGUCUCGAUGAGAAGGCGAGUGAGAAGUUGUUCAAGGACUUGACAGACCAGAUCAACAAGGAGCAGGGCAAGGAUAUGAGUAUGGAUGAAGUCGCACACGGAUUCAUCAAGAUUGCGAACGAGACGAUGACGAGGCCUAUUCGUUCGCUGACCGAAGCGAGGGGCCAUGAUACCAGCAAGCAUAGAUUGGCGACUUUCGGUGGUGCCGGAGGUCAACACGCCGUGGCGAUCGCAGAAGCAUUGGGCAUCACCCAGAUUCUAAUCCAUCGGUACUCCUCCGUGCUAUCAGCGUACGGUAUGGCGCUAGCCGACGUCGUGGAUGAGCGCCAGGAGCCCGAAUCGAGAGUCUGGUCCGACACAGACCCUGAAGUCAAGAAGUAUCUGCAGAGCAAGAUGGAAGAACUCAAGAAGAAAUCUACUGCCACACUGAACGACCAAGGAUUCGAAGACGAGCAGAUCCAAUUCGAAGAGUAUCUCAACAUGCGGUACAGAGGCACCGAGUCUGCGCUCAUGGUCAUCAAGCCGACGAAAGAAGAAGUUGGCAAGCAGUAUGGUGGCGAUGAGUGGGCGUUCGGCAAGGCAUUCGUCAAGCAGCAUGAACAGGAGUUCGGCUUCACACUGCCCGACCGAGAUAUCAUCAUCGAUGACGUUCGUGCCAGAGGCAUCGGCAAGACGUUCGAGGGCAUGGAGAUGACGGUGGAUCAGCAGCUCAAGGAGAUCAAAGCGAGGGAUCUCAGCAAGGGCGAGAAGAUCUAUGGCCGAAAGUCCGUGUAUUUUGAGGGGGGGAGGCAAGACACUGCGGUCUACAAGCUCGAGGAUCUGGAAGUCGGUGACAGGAUCAAGGGCCCGGCUAUCAUCGCGGAUGGCACGCAGACUAUUGUCGUCACUCCGGAAGCCACUGCGCUGCUCAUACACACGCAUGUCGUGAUCAGCAUUGGAGAGACGGACGGGCAAGAGAAGAAAGUCAACACUCACGAAGUCGAUCCCAUUAUGCUGUCCAUCUUCGCCCACCGGUUCAUGGCCAUUGCCGAACAGAUGGGCAGAGCGUUGCAAAAGACCAGCGUCAGCACAAACGUCAAGGAGCGCCUCGACUACUCGUGUGCCAUGUUUGACGCAGAAGGCGGACUGGUGGCGAACGCGCCGCAUCUGCCGGUGCAUCUAGGUUCCAUGUCUACAUGUGUAACCAAGCAGGCGGAGAUCUGGAAGGGCAAGCUCCAGAAGGGCGACGUGCUGGUCUCGAAUCACCCCAUGUUCGGCGGUACCCACUUGCCCGACAUCACGGUCAUCACACCGGCUUUCAGCGGGGACAAGAUCGUUUUCUAUGUCGCUUCUCGAGCUCACCACGCUGAUAUCGGCGGUAUCCUGCCCGGCUCCAUGCCACCUCACUCCCGCGAGCUCUUCCAAGAAGGCGCCGCUAUCAAGACCGAAAAGCUCGUCUCGCAGGGACACUUCAACGAGGAUCGAAUCACGGAAUUGUUACUCAACGAACCCGCAGAAUGGCCGGGGUGCAGUGGUACUCGCUGUCUCGCCGACAAUCUGAACGACCUCAAAGCUCAAAUCGCCGCGAACCAGAAGGGGAUCAACCUCAUCUCCAGCCUCAUCGAAGACUACGGCGAAGAUGUAGUGCAAUUCUACAUGCACAACAUUCAGGAUAACGCAGAACUCAGCGUCCGGAAUCUCCUCAAGUCCGUCUCGAAACGCUUUGAAGGACAGGAUCUCUCGGCGAUUGAUUACAUGGACGAUGGCUCUCCUAUUCAGUUGAAGAUCACCAUUGACGCCGACAAGGGCGAGGCCAUUUUCGAUUUCGAGGGCACGGGACCUGAAGUGUACGGAAAUUGGAAUGCGCCGGAAGCCGUGACUUACAGCGCCAUCAUUUAUUGCUUGCGCUGUAUGAUCAGUGAGGAUAUCCCCCUGAAUCAGGGCUGUCUGAAACCGAUCACGGUCAAGAUCCCACCGAAAUCGUUCCUCAGUCCGUCGGGGACGGCCGCUGUCGUAGGGGGGAACGUGUUGACUUCACAGCGCGUAACGGAUGUGGUGCUGAGAGCCUUCCAGGCGUGUGCCGCCUCGCAGGGCGACACCAACAACUUGACCUUCGGCUUCGGCGGGAACGUCGCCGGCCAGGCAGCGCAGAAGGGCUUCGGAUACUACGAGACCAUCGCGGGCGGAAGCGGAGCGGGGCCGACCUGGGACGGCACGAACGGCGUUCACACGCACAUGACGAACACGCGCAUCACGGACAGUGAAGUCUUCGAGCGGCGGUAUCCCGUGAUCCUGCGGGAAUUCUGCUUGCGAACGGGCAGCGCAGGCCGCGGACAGCAUCGGGGUGGAGACGGCGUUAUUCGCGAGAUCGAAUUCCGCAUCCCCGUGCAGGUCUCGAUUCUGAGCGAGAGGAGGGUCUACCAUCCCUAUGGACUCGAGGGAGGGGAGGAUGCUGCUUGCGGGAAGAAUGUGUGGGUCAGGCGGGUGAAGCAGGUCACGGGGAGUGAUGCGGAUGCGGAUGCGGAUGCGGAUGCGGAUGCGGAUGCGGAUGCGGAUGCGAACGCGGCCACGGAUGGCGACGAGGGAUAUGAAUACCGGCAUAUCUCCCUGGGCGCGAAGAACACGGCGUCCAUGCAGCCGGGGGAGAAGAUUAUCGUCAUGACGCCUGGUGGUGGCGGGUGGGGCCCUGUGGGGAAGGAAAGGGAACAUCGGGAGCGGGAAGAUCCGAGGAAGGGGUGGAAGGGCGGGAGUGUGGCUGGACGGCAGGCUGAGGCGGAGGCGAGUGCGUAG